AUGGCGGACCCGGAGCUUGAGUGGGGUCUUGUAUUCAACGCCGACGGGAGCAUCAACAUUCUACGAUCACCUUGCUUCGACGUAGGAUUUGAAGACGAGACCACCGUGGAAGAGUACUUGGAGAGAGUCGUCCCGAUCCUUACAAGCAUCUACGAUCAUCAACUUUCAAAGCACACUUGGAGCCUCGAAGGCCACCUACGUCAUCCCUCCCCACCGGCCACUUUUCCUCCGACGAGGAAAAUGCUAAACUUCUUCUUGCUAUUUUAUCUGGUGCCGAGAACUUGCAUCAUGGUCCAUUUGAAGGCUUUCUAUUUACAUUCACGUUUUUUUCCUUUUUAUUCUUUACAGAAAUCAAUGUUGUUGCGGCAAACUUCUUGGCAGAAUAAUGUCAGAAUGAGUCAUCUGGUUGAGCAAAUACGUAGCUCUCUUUCGAGUAUCAAAGCACUCAGCGAAAUGUUAUCUCUUCAUGUGAAGAGAAGUGAGAUUGCUUUUGACAUUGUUGAAGAUAUACUCGUUCAAGGUGAUAGCAUGAAAGAUGCAAUACAACAACUUCAGGACGCUGUCCAUCUCACAAAGGUAAUUUGCUUCUACCAUUCUUACCUUUAG
Messenger RNA from Dendrobium catenatum, 606 nucleotides. RefSeq lists its product as uncharacterized. The transcript has 4 exons. NCBI's taxonomy places the organism in Eukaryota, Viridiplantae, Streptophyta, Magnoliopsida, Asparagales, Orchidaceae. The coding region runs from base 1 to 606 and encodes 201 amino acids. The record is from RefSeq and is a predicted model, not a curated record.